AUGCAUCCAGUCGAAAUGCAAAAAAGUGUUUCAGUGCAGGUAGAUAGUGAUUUUGCCCUAUUACUGCCCAGUGGUGCUUAUGAGAUAAAAAAGAUGGAGCCAAGAUCCAGGUUACGAAAAGUGAUACUGUUCUGUUUACUGCUCUCACUGUUUGGGAUGGUGGCGUUCGGAUACUUUUGUCCCGACCAGGUCUGUGCGUUAUCACCACGAGAGAGAGUAGCAGAAUCCUUGGCACUGACAUACGCGGAGGCUCCAGGGCGGCCGCUGCCGGAUGUGAUCUCACAGCCUGGUCUAUCAUAUGACGAGGUCCUUCACGACGACUUCCGGUUUGAUCUGAACGCUCAUGACGUCAUGGUCUUCUUGCAUAUACAGAAGACGGGAGGAACGUCUUUUGGAAGGCACCUGGUUAUGGAUCUAGAUUUGAAGAGGCCGUGCAACUGUCAGCGGGCUCGAAAACGCUGCCAUUGUUUUCGGCCUCACAGCAACGAAAUAUGGCUUUUUUCGAGAUACUCCACCGGCUGGAAAUGCGGUCUGCACGCUGAUUUUACAGAGUUGACAGCGUGUGUGGGCGGGGAGUUGGAUAGACACGAAGGUUCUGCUGUACAUCGGAGAUACUUCUACAUAACUCUCCUAAGAGAACCUGUUUCAAGGUAUUUGUCCGAGUUCCGUCACGUUAAGCGAGGGGCUACAUGGAAAGGGUCCAGACACUGGUGUCAGGGGCGGACCGCUACUGCUGCGGAAGUUCCGCCAUGCUAUACCGGGGAGUCCUGGCGCGGGGUUACUCUAGAAGAGUUCGCGUCGUGUUCCUGGAACCUGGCUAAUAAUAGGCAGACGCGGAUGUUAGCUGAUCUGGCGCUGGUAGGAUGUUACAACGGCACCCUAAGACAUCGAACAUCUGACACGGAUAGAGUACUAUUGGCAUCCGCGAAGAGAAACCUUGCUGCUAUGUCAUAUUUUGGACUUACGGAGUUUCAGAAGAUAUCCCAAUACGUCUUCGAGGAGACCUUCAACCUUCGUUUCGCGGUUCCCUUCACGCAGCACAACGCGACUGUCUCCGGAGCGACCCUGGCUGCUCUCACACCAGCCCAAGUGGAUCACAUCAAGCGACUCAACUCUCUCGACCUGGAAUUGUACGAGUUCGCCAAGAAUCUCAUGUUCAAACGUUUCGAAGCGUUGAAACACCGUGACAGUGACUUCGAGUACCGCUGGCGUCACUUGGGCGAGGUCGCCCGCAGCGGAGUCACCGAAUUUGAUUGGGAUAGCAACUUAGAAGACGCUACUACUGAGAAAUCUAGAGGUUUGGAUGACAUAUGA
Danaus chrysippus (African queen) is the source of this 1314-nucleotide messenger RNA. The record is from the annotation of a GenBank genome assembly. Lineage: Eukaryota; Metazoa; Arthropoda; Insecta; Lepidoptera; Nymphalidae.